AUGUCCCUAGCCACGACUGAAGAUGGCGACACAAGACCAACGCUCAAAACACCACUGCCCAAUCCUUCCCUACAGGUCACAGCAGACCACAACCUGAAGCAAGUCGAUGCGCCCGUGUAUGCGCCCGCCAAAGGCGAGGUCCUCCUUCACAUCAAGGCAACUGGUGUGUGCGGUUCCGAUAUUCACUUCUGGAAAACCGGCCGGAUAGGACCGCACGUGAUAAAAGGGGACUGUAUCCUCGGCCACGAAGCCGCAGGUGUAGUCCUCGCAUGUGGCGAGGGCGUCACUACCCUCGUUCCAGGCGACCGCAUAGCCCUCGAACCCGGCGUCCCCUGCACACAAUGCUUCCUCUGCCAAUCCGGGCGCUACAAUCUCUGCUCCGCCGUACAAUUCUCCGGCGUCUAUCCCACACACGGCACCAUCCAGCGCUAUAAAACGCAUCCGGCAAAGUGGUGCCAUAAGCUGCCACCCAACGUCUCUUUUGCAGAGGGUGCGCUGCUCGAACCCUUGUCCGUCGUCAUACACGGCAUUGCAUCUGCCAGGCUGUCACUGGGUCGGGCCGUAGUAAUCUGCGGCGCUGGACCGAUCGGGCUACUUGCGCUUGCUGCUGCGCGGGCGAGCGGUGCGCAUCCACUCGUGAUUACGGAUUUGGAGGCGCAUAGGCUGGCGUUUGCAAAGGACUAUGUGCCAUCGGUUUUGCCAUAUCUGGUGGAUCGGAGCGUGAGUGCAGAGGAGAAUGCGAGGCGGAUUAGGGAGUUGUUUGGUGUUGGGGAGGAUGGGAGUGAGCAUGGGGCGCCGGAGACGGUGUUAGAGUGUACUGGGGUGGAGAGUAGCGUGGUUACUGCGUGUUAUACUGUGAGGCGAGGGGGGACGGUCAUGGUGAUUGGGGUGGGCAAUGAGGUGAUGAAUAAUUUGCCCUUUAUGCAUCUUUCCGAUGGUGAGAUUGAUCUCCGCUUUAUAAACCGCUACCGCGACACCUGGCCUGCAGGUCUCCAGUGUCUCGCCGGCGGUAUCCUAGACGUCACUCCGCUAGUCAGCCACACGUUUCCUUUGGAAAAAGCGGUCGACGCACUGCAUACUUGUAGCGAUUUGAGUAAUGGGAGCAUCAAAGUGCAGAUCGUGGAUGACGUGGAUGAUGUCCUUUGA
This is a messenger RNA of Plenodomus lingam JN3, 1146 nucleotides long. RefSeq lists its product as uncharacterized. Lineage: Eukaryota; Fungi; Ascomycota; Dothideomycetes; Pleosporales; Leptosphaeriaceae. Gene Ontology annotation, biological process: D-sorbitol catabolic process. The record is from RefSeq and is a predicted model, not a curated record. Gene Ontology annotation, molecular function: zinc ion binding; L-iditol 2-dehydrogenase (NAD+) activity.